This is a messenger RNA of Podarcis lilfordi (Lilford's wall lizard), 13103 nucleotides long. NCBI's taxonomy places the organism in Eukaryota, Metazoa, Chordata, Lepidosauria, Squamata, Lacertidae. The record is from the annotation of a GenBank genome assembly.
ACUUCCUCCCAGGCCACCAGCCAGGAGCCCCGCGCCGCGCCGACGGGCUGCUCGACGGGGCCGCCGCACUCCGGGCCGGCUGCCGCCUCCUCCGCCGCCGCGCCGCGCUCGCCCCCAUGUCCGCCGCCUCGGCCCUCGCGGCCGGCUCGGCAGAGCUCCUGCGGGGCGACCGCGCCCCCUCCCUGCUGGCAAGUAGCGCGCCCCCCGACGCCGACGCCGCUCCGGAGGGUCCCUGCGCCGGGGGUGGGGGGGCCAGACACGUGUCGAGGGGGCCAGACACGUGUCGACGGGGCGCACCCUCCUGCCAGCCCAAAAGAGCCCUGGUGCCCAGGCGCCCACCCCCCCCCGACGGGUCCCUGCGUCAGGGGUGAGGGGCCAGAUACGUGACGGAGAGCGGGACACGUGUCGACGGGGCGCACCCUCCUGCAAGCCCAAGGACCCCUGGGUCCCCAGGCGCGCCCCCCGACGCCGCUCCGGAGGGUCCCUGCGCCAGAGGUGGGGGGCGGGACACGUGUCGACGGGGCGCACCCUCCUGCGAGCCCAAAGGACCCCCGGUGCCCCCUCCCGACGCCGCUCCGGAAGGUUCCUGCGCCAGGGGUGGGGGGCCAGAUACGUGACGGAGAGCGGGAGGGCAAUGGGGCGCGCCCCCCUGCGAGCCCAAAGGACCCCCGGUGCCCAGGCGCCCCCCACCCCGGCGCCGGGGGGCUCCGUGAUCCUGGACAGCCGUCGGGGGCCAGGCUUGCCUCGCCGCUGCCCGUCGGGGCCGCGCGCCACGGUGCCAGCUGCCCCGCCCCUCGCGGGCUCGGGAGGCUUCUCUGCCCGGGCUCGCCCUGGCGCAGUGCCCGGGCCGAGGGGGCGAGACCCACAUCCGCCCGUCGGGGCCCGGGGGGGGGGGGAAUCCCGCCGCCGCCGCCUCGGGUCUGGCUCGCGGCGAGGGCGCCUGGGGAAAGGGCGUAAAGGCCGACUCGGACCGGGAAAGAGCUGGGUUCCAAUCCCCCCCCCCCCGAAGCUGGCUGGGUGCCAGGCUGGCCAACCUCACAGGGUUGUGGGGAGGGGAAAAGGAGGAGAACCACCUUGGGCUCCUCGGGGGAAAGGCGGAUAGCAAUGCAAUUAGUAAGAACAACAGCAAAGGUAAUAAACCAAAGUUGGAGCAGGGGAGCAAAAAAGCUGAGUAAUUCAGAGAUGGGCAUCCUAAGGUGGGCUGAGCAAAGGAGACCCCUUGACCUGGUGCUGCAAAGUCUGGCGGAGGUGCCAUGCGCGUGCCCCCUCCCCAUCUCUGGCUGCUCCCUCCCUCUGGACAGUCGGGGCUCUCUAAUAAUAAUAAUAAUAAUAAUAAAUUUUUAUUUAUAUCCCACCCUCCCCAGCCGAAUCCAGGCUCAGAGCGGCUAACAACAAAAGUAACACAGUUUACAUAAAAUCACAAUCAAUUAAUUGGCAUGCAUUCACCUCUGAGCAGGAGGCAGCUCCUGGCACGGCUGGGGCGCAAACAGACGCCCUGCCCUGGGACUUUUGGAUGGACGUGGGGGGCCCAGGACCCCUUGAAACCAGGCUCAGCCCCAGGAACUUAUUUCUAAUGCCAGUGAAUAUCUCUGGGGCAGGUGGCGUUGUAACUGCCGGACGUGGCUUUGAGCAAUGGCAGGGGGAGCGUGGGUCAGGGCAGAAGCUGCAAGGCACAGACCCAAAUCCCCUUGGGGCAUUCUUGAGGGGGGCACUCCUUGCCUCUAGGGCACCUGGCCGGGUACCAGGGGCCUGAUCCUGCCGCGGCAUGGCUCCCCUGUGGUUCUCAGCCUGCCUUCUCUCCCCCCCCCCCGCCUGCAGGGGGCAGACCAGGCGGACUAUGAGGACGAGGACUUGGCGGGGGAGCUGAUGGACGGGGGCGACGAGGAGCCCCGGGCGUGGACCCUGCAGGAGAAGGCUCUGCACGAGGCGCGGCUGAAGGCCAAGGCCAAGCGCCGCUUGCGCAGGACGUCCUCCCGCGACUCCAACCGCGAGUCCCUCUCCGAAGGCGGGGAGCCCCUCCCCGACCCCAGCAGCCCCAAGGGGAAGAGCCACGACCGCAAAUCCCGCAUGGGCAAAGGCCGGGGGCUGCCCAAGAAAGGUAGCAACGCCCCCCCACACCCCGGCCUCCUUGUGCCCGCUGCGGGCUCUGCCAACGGCCGGAGUGGCUGCAGCCGCCUUGGGGGGGUUGUUUGGGUGGCAGCGCUCAGCCCACCUCUCUCUCUCUCUCUCUCUCUAGGUGGCGCAGGGGGCAAGGGCGUGUGGGGGGCCCCCGGGGUGGUCUACAGCUACCAGGAGCCGGACGCCCGAGACCCCAACUAUGACGAGGUGGCACAGGUACCCUGGGCCAGAGGAGGCGGGCCUGGGGGUGGUCUUCCCAGGCAGUUGUCCUUUCUCCCCACCCCGAGGCCACGUGCCCCAUUGCCAUGGGAGACCUUGUCCCUCCUGCCCCACAGCCUGCAGGGGGGCAUAGAGGCCCCUUGGUGGCAGAGAACCUGAAUCGUCGAACGCAUGGUGAAGGACCCCAGCCCCAUGGCCAGGCAGCGGGCACGGAGACGGCCGAGGGUCCUGGGUUCAGUUCCUGCCAGGAUCUGCAGGCCUGGCUGGUAGAGAGCCCCAUCUGGAAUCCCGGGGGGUGUCUCCCUCCGUAUGCCGGGUGCAGCUGUUGCAACGGAUCUGGGAAGGGGGUGCUGAUUGGCAGGGGGUAUUCUGGCUGCUGCCGGCAAGGCGGCAGCCCCCAGGCCUGGGUGGGGGGACAGGCGCCCUCCCUUCAGUACAGGCCUGGCACCCGAGCCGGGGGCAGGAGGAGAGGGCAAGCCAGCCGCCGAUUUCCUCCAGCCUCUUGAGCCCCUGGCGCUCCCCACCUGGCCCCAGGCAAAGCAAAGGAAAAGCUGGAACGAGGGUCCUUUAACUGGAAGACCCCUCUGCCCCUUGGAGGGGGGUCUCCCGCCAUGAUCCCCACAGCAGUGGGGCAGCCCACACCUUCUGGGGACGAUGCCCCGUGGGGUUCACGGGCCGCCGGUUCCAGAAGGCUUGACGUUGCUCCGGCUGGGCUCUCUGCCCCCUUUCUGGGGGUCUUCUCUGGGUGCCUGGCAGGACCCUUCUGGAGAAAGGGGCAGGGUCCUCCAGGGCGAGGGGUUGUGGGUCUUGGCAAGCCUGACCCCUCCCUCUGUGCCGCCUGGCCUCUCCCCAGGGGGACACGGUCUACGCCACGGUGGUGCCUGAGCUGGAAGAGGAGGAGCUGGAGAAGGCCGUGCAGCCCAUGAUGAAGGAAUACUUUGAGCACGGAGACACUCUGGAGGUGGUGGUGCGUAUUCCCGGGCCGGAAGCAGGAUUCGGGGGGGGGGGGCAGCCGGGAUUGGGGCCCCCUCAGAUGUUUGCCCCCUGGGCCGCCGGGAAUUCUGCUGCAAGCCAGAGUGGGCACUCUGGGGGGAAGGGAGGGAGGGAGGGCAGGAAGGGAUGUCAUGGAAGAGGAAUUCCAGAAUUGUAGAGUUGGGCAGGGACCUCCAGGACUCAUCCAGCCCCACCCCUUGCAACGCAGGCGUCGCAGCUAAAGAAUCCCAGGCUGGCAGCCCUCCGACCUCUGCUUAAAAACCUCCUGCGAAGGAGAGGCCAUUCCCUCCAAGGCGAAAGAACGGAUCCAGGGACAGGGUCACUUCUUCCUCGUUCAGAAUCGGACGCUGGAUCUGAGCUCUGACUGGGGAGGGAGGGGGACAUUUGUGAGGCCAAGGGGGCCUUUGUUUGAUUUAUCGGCUACUUUAAAAGGAGGCUGCAUUUUAAAUUGCAUUUUAUGUUUUUAUUGUGAUAUUAUUGGUGUUAGCUGCCCUGAGCCCGGCUCUGGCCAGGAAGGGUAGGGUAUAAAUAAUUUAUUAUUAUUAUUAUUAUUAUUAUUAUUAUUAUUUGACAUGGCAGCUGGGAAAGUCUGGCCAGGGCGGGGGCUCUGCUCCCCUUCUCCUGGGCCAGUCGGUUCUUGAAAUAAACAGAAUGAUGAGACCCUCCAGAGUGGGCAGGUGGCCUUGAGGAAUCCGCUGGCAGUAAUGAGAAUUGCAAUAUCGAAGGUCAGUGGAUCCCAGGUCCCCUAUGGUCCUUAAGAGGCUGGGCUCCCUCUUCUGUCUCACCCUGAAGCUCAGGUGCCAGCAAAGUUCAGAGAGGAUGGAAGUUGUCCCUUCCAAGCCGACAAUUCUGUGAUUCAUUGGAAUCUCUUAAACAGGUUGCCAGGGUGAUUUCUGCAUCGCAGGGGGUUGGACUAGAUGGCCCUAUGGGAUCCCUUCCAGCUACAGUUCUGUGAUUCUAUGGGGGUGAGAAGAGCAGCUUGGCAAGUUCCUGUUUGUGCUGGGCAGAAGGGAGUCCCAUUUGCAAAGGAGGCCACCAGCCCCCCUUCUAUCUGCCCACCUGAAUGCCCCACUGAAUAAUAUAAUAAUAAUUUAUUAUUUCUACCCCACCCAUCUGGCUGGGUUUCCCCAGCUACUCUGAGUGGCUUCCAACAAGAGAUUAAAAAUACAUUAAAUCAUCAGUCAUUAAAAGCUUCCCUAAAAGCCUUCAGAUGUCUUCUAAAAGUCUGGUAGUUGUUGUUCUCUUUGACAUCUGGUGGGAGGGCGUUCCACAGGGCGGUGCCACCACUGAGAAGGCCCUCUGCCUGGUUCCCUGUAACUUGGCUUCUUGCAGGGAGGGAACCGCCAGAAGGCCCUCAGAGCUGGACCUCACUGUCCGGGCAGAGACGCUCCUUCAGGUCUACCCCACUGGAAGGGCAGCGAGGGCGUCUCCAUGGGGCCUCCACCAUGGACUAGCAAGGACUAGCAAGUCGUGGUGGCUACUAGCCAGAAUGGCUCUGCUCUGGAAGGAGGCAGUUGUGCUUCCGAAUAUCACUUGUUGGAGACGGCAGAAGGGCAGAGGUUGUUCUUGCGCUCAGAUCCUGCUUGUGGGGUUCCCAUAAUGGGCGUCUGGUUGGCUACUCGGAGAGAAGGAUGCCAGGCUGGGUGGACCAUUGGCCUGAUCCGGCAGGCUCUCCUAAUAAUAAUAAUAAUAAUAAUAAUGAUAAAUUUUAUUUAUUCCCCAGCCAGAGCCGGGCUCAGGGCGGCUAACACCAAUAAAAUCACUGUAAAAACAUAAUAGAGGGGAAAGGGGGGGGGGAGAAAAACCCAAUUUAAAAUACAGGUUAAAAUGCAAUUUAAAAUGCAGCCUUAUGUCCCGUCCCCAGGGCAGUGCGGCUGUGGACUGAUCCUGCCUCCUCAAAACUUCCUUGCCCGUCUUGCUCAGAGCGGCCAGGCCACCCCAGUGAGAUGGGUGCGGUGCAAAUAAUAAAGUUAUUGUUCUUCUUAUUAUUAUUGCAGGAGCUGCUCCGCGAGCUGAACCUGGGCGGGCACAAGGCGUCUGUGCCCUCGCUGGCCGUGGCGCUGUCUCUGGAGGGCAAGGCCAGCCACCGGGAGCUGACCUCCCGCCUGCUCUCGGACCUGGUGGGGAAGGUGAUGAGCCCCGAGGACAUCGCGGCCGCCUUUGACCGGACGCUGAGCGACCUCCCCGACCUCAUCCUGGACACCCCCGAGGCCCCGCAGGUGGGGGGCAGGCCGAGCCCUGCGAGGGGGGGCUGGGUUGGGGGGAACGGGGGGCAGACGGACGUGUGACCCCUCCGCCCCCUGUGUCCGUCUUUGCAGAUGCUGGGCCAGUUCAUCGCGCGGGCCGUGGCGGACCAUGCGCUGCCGCUGGACUUCCUCGAGCGCUACAAGGGGCGCGUGGACUGCGAGCACGCUCGGUGAGGGGGCCAGGCUCACGGGGGGAGGGCAGAUGGGGGCCACGCCCGCCCCAGGUGUGACCCACUCAGGGUUGGCAUGCACCCAAGGAAACGGGGGCAGUUGGCAGGCUGGUGUGCCGGGCGAACUCCGGGCCUUGGCGCAGCAUAAAUCAGCGACCCAGGCUUUAGACGACGGAGCGCGCUAUUCAGCAGAGAAAACGGUGCGCAAACAGAGAGGCUGUGUGAGCAUAUUUACAAGCAGCUCCUAUUCAGUGUAGAUCAGGACAAAAGGAAACACGUCUGAUCUCCUUCGUGUCCAAAGCAAAACAGAAAACUAAACACAAACGGAAGUUCCCAGCGUGCAAUGCUGGUGCGUGUUACAGACAUGCGACACGCAACUCUCCCGUGUCUGUUCCUUAAGGUGGAACGGAAUUCUCAACACUUGGGGCUGUCUUAAGCAUAUCCGGCGCUGUGGUGCAAAACUCCCUCCGGCACCCCCCCCCCCGUUUCCCAGAGUUUUUUAGGGAGGACGGCGCUGCUGGCGGGGCUGGCGGAGGCUGGCAGCGGCUGGAGGGCGGCUCCUUAAGCGGGGAAGAGGUGGAGGCUGGAUGCUGCGCCUCCUGGCUCAGCUGGCGGCUUCGUGCCAUGGUUGCCACGGCAGACAGAGGCUCUGGGCGCGGCGCUGCUUUGGCGAGGCAUGCGGAGGCAGGUGAGGGCAGCGAGCUGAUGCCACGUCCAGCCUCCACCUCUUCCCUGGUGAGGCGUUCCCAAAGCAAAGGAAGGAUUGAACUCUGAUUAAUAGAAUACACACAGAGGCUGGACCAGCAAGACUGGGAGGAGUGCAUAUAAUAAUCUCUCUCUCUACCCUCCGGCCCAGGUCAUUUUAUUCACAAAAGAACUUUUUACACAGUGUUUGUAAGAACCAAUCAGAUUUCCUCUGAGCAUUUCAAAACCCCCACGUGGGACAAAGUUAAAAGUUAAAACUACAAAGAGCUAAUUUCCUACUUGAGUAUGCAUAUGUAAUUCUGAGUAAAUAAAAGAAGAAGCAAAGAGAAAUGCUUUUAGGAAACUCCGGAGGUCCUAAACAGGAGAGGCAGGAUUUACCAUCUCCUUAUGAACUCUCUUCCUGGCCCUUAAGAUUAACAAAACUAACAAUAGCUACAUCAAAGCUAACUAUCAUCUUUAUGACCCAGAAUGCCUGAUGCAGUAACUGACCCGUGUUUCAGAAUGCUUAUACGUGCCUGUCAGGCGUAGAAAAUGAACAGUAGAGAAAAUGGCCAGAAAUGCAGAGGCUUGUGGGAUUUGAUCAGAAAUUAUUGCCAAUGAAUCGAACCCAGUCAACGCAAUGCUUUCAUCAUGGACACAAUGGCUUGGUGCAUAUUUUAUAAUUCCUCAUAGUAAUCCCACCUGACCCCCACACUCUGGAUAUUUGUACUCCUACACCUGACACCCUCCAAAACUUUUUUCCCCCAAAUUUUUCAAAUUAAUUUUCACAAAGUUAUAAACAAACAAGCAUAAAUCAUAACCUUAUUAGAAUUACACUUAUUAACAUUGUUAAGUGACUUCCUCGCUUCCCCUUGGUUGAAUUUCCAUGCAUAUUCUUAUAAUGGCUUUCCAAAUCCUGAUUCUUAUAAACUUAACGUAGUCCAUUAACAUCCUUAUAUCUUUUCAAUUCAAAAUUGUACAUGUUAAACAUCACUUAAUUUAUAUAAAUUCCUAAGCCAAUCUGUUGCCUGCAAGCUAUUUCCAAUUAGUUUAACUUAACAAAUUUAGCUAAAUAAUCGUUUAAUUUUGUCCAUUCUUCCCAAAACCUGGCACCCUGGCGCCCCACGCCACCAGCCUCUAUGGGUAAGACGCCCCUGGACCCCCUCGCCCUCCCCGCUGCCCCCUCUUCCCUGAUGUCCGGCUGCCCGCUUCUCCGCAGCGCAUGGGGCCACGUUACUCCCGGGUGUCCCUCCCAACCCCACAAAACCGUUCUCCGUUUCCAGGGCUGCUCUGGACCGCGCGGCCGUCCUCUUGCGCAUCAAGCGGGACGUCAACCGCCUGGACAACGUCUGGGGCGUGGGGGGCGGACAGAGGCCCGUCAAGCAUCUCAUCAAGGAGGUGAGGCGGAGCUUGAGAAAAGUGCUCAAACGCACCGUAUUUGGUGGGGGUGUGAAAACAUAAAACAGCUUUGGAACAAUAUAUGCGAAGAAUUAAAGAAAAUAUUUGAAACGUCAGUUAAGAAGAAACAAGAAGUGUAUCUUCUGGGUUUGAUAACAGAAGACCAUCCCCAAGAAUAGGAUAAAUAUAUUCUUAUGCGCAACGGCAGCUGCCAAGACAUUGAUUGCAAAAAAUUGGAAAGGGGAAUAUGUACCCUCAGAUUUUGUGUAUUCCUAAAUAUGGCAAAAUAACUGCAAUAAGAGGAAAUCAAACCAAGGAACAAAGAAAGAAUGGAGUUGCGUAAGAGAAAAUAUAAAGAAACAUUGUUUGAGAAUAGGAAUAUUGAUAUGCAGAAUAAGAACGACUCAGGGAUAAGAGAAAGGGUAACAAUAAGCAGAACACACGAAAGCUCAAACCAGAACAAACUUAGUUGGUCUAUAACGGGCAUAGGCAACCUUUGGCCCUCCAGAUGUUUUGGCCUACAACUCCCAGGAUCCCUAGCUAACGGGACCAGUGGUCAGGGAUGAUGGGAAUUGUAGUCCAAAACAUCUGGAGGGCCAAAGGUUGGGGGGUGCCUGGUUUACAACCAUAUUCCGUUCUGGGGGUCCAUUUGUAAACCAAAACAGGUUGUGACCCAAGGCGCACUUUCACCAAUUGGGCCUCCGAAAAACAAUUUGUUCGUAAUCCCCCCCCCCAAAAAAGGUUGCAAACCGGGACACGCAUUUCUGGGUUUGACGUUUUUGUAAUCCAAGGCGUAUGCAAACCAAGGUACCACUGCGCAAGUCUUCCAGGGGCUCAAAGGUGGAGCAGCCUUGGGGUCAGAAGCCUCCAUUUCUGGGCAGGAUGCAGUCCCUCUGAGCCCCCCAGCUGCAGAGCCCAGUCUCCCCUUCCGUAGGCCCCACUUUGCAUGGCUGCCCUUUCCGGGACCGGCCCCAUGGAGCAGCGACGCUUGCAAAGGAAGCUUGCAUCUCCUGGCCUUGAACUCUCCCCAGUUCUGCCAGUCACAAUCUGGGGAGACACACAGCAGCUGCUGUUGUGCACGGCUGGGGGGGCAGAUAGGGGGCUGGAAUUUUGCCUCAAUGGGGGUCUGGAGAGGUGCUGCAUCCUGCCUGGACCCAAAUUAAAACGCCAAGGCGUUUCCUUCUUGGGGGGCGGCAGAAUUCCUUGCAAAACCUGGGGGGUGUCAAUGCCCCACAAUAGCAGCCUUUGUUUCUAGGCUUGGCUGGGGGGGGGGGCUCAGUGCUCCCUUGCUCCCUCUCUGCUAUUAUUAUUAUUAUUAUUAUUAUUAUUAUUAUUAUUAUUUUCCAGCAAAUUUUAACAAAUUCAAAAAUUCAAAUUACGUUUUACAAUUUCAGUUAACUCCCAACUUCCUUUUCUGGUUUGUAACAUACUUGUUUGUUCUGCUUAUAAUUUUAUAUCCCUUAUAUGCUAAAAUUAACAUUGUCUUCUUAAUCUCUUCUUAAUAUUUGUCCAUUGCAAGUGUAUGACUCAAAUCCUGCCAGUGAGUUCAUUUCAGUGCAUUGCUUCUGUAUACACAUCCUAAAAGGUUCCCAGUCUUUUUUUAAAGUCUCUGUGUGUGUUCACCAUGCUUCUUUUUUCUGGUCUCUCACCGCCCUCUCCGCUCUUCCAGAUGAACCUCUUGCUCCGCGAAUACCUGCUUUCGGGCGAAGUCUCUGAGGCCGAGCACUGCCUUCGCCAGCUAGAGGUGCCUCACUUCCACCACGAGCUCGUCUACGAGGUAGCGCAGGGCAUCCUUCGGGGCCCCUGGGUGCUGCCUGGGUACGAGCAGCGCCCGCCUCCGGGGGCUUGGCAGCUCUUGGCCUCUGGGCACGGCUUCUGGAGUUGGGCCUCGCCCGCUCCCCUCUGAGCCCUUUCCUGGCCUUCUUCCCCCAGGCGGUGGUGAUGGUGCUGGAGUCCACGGGAGACACGGCCGUCGCCAUGAUGGUGCGGCUGCUGAAGGUGCUGUGGGAGACGGGCCUGGUGACGCUGGACCAGAUGAACCGGGUGAGGGCCGCCCCCUGGGAUGGGCGCAGAUGGGCUGCCGCCCGGAGUUCUGCAAGGCAGGCCCAGAGGGGCCAGAGAAUGGGGAUUUUAUGUUGCGUAGUGCCUUGAGAUCUGUGGGUAUUGGGUGCUGUACCAGUUGAAUUAAUAAUAAUACAGUGGUACCUCUGGUUGCAAACGGGAUCCAUUCCGGAGGCCUGUUCGCAACAUGAGCAGAACGCAACCUGCGUCUGUGCAUGCGCAGGUCGCGAUUCGCCGCUUCUGCGCAUGCCGUCAUUUUGUGCAAGCAGCAAAACCCGGAAGUAACCCUUUCUGGUACUUCUGGGUUGCCGCGGGACGCAACCUGAAAAUGUGCAACCUGAAGCAAACAUAACAUGAGGUAUGACUGUAAUAGUAAUAAUAAAUAAUAAUAAUAGGAAAUUCUAACCAGAAAUAGAGUAAAGAUUGGCUAACGUUCAAAUAAUAUCUUUAAAAGGACGGUACGAACACACAGAGAGCCAGUGUGGUGUAGUGGUUAAGAGCGGCGGACUCGUAAUCUGGGGAACCGGGUUCGCGUCUCCGCUCCUCCACCUGCAGCUGCUGGGUGACCUUGGGCCAGUCACACUUCUCUGAAGUCUCUCAGCCCCACUCACCUCACAGAGUGUUUGUUGUGGGGGAGGAAGGGAAAGGAGAAUGUUAGCUGCUCUGAGACUCCUUAGGGUAGUGAUAAAGCGGGAUAUCAAAUCCAAAUCCAAAGCUCCCGACAGAUUUGGAUUGAAUCUUGGAAGUUCAAGGAAAUUAUAAAGUCAAAAUUUCUCCUGAUAAUUAACCGAAAAGAAUAAGAAAAAUGAAGUGCGUAUAGACUGGUAAGCACAAUGAGAUUAAUGGGUAUGUAAUGUCAAAUGAGGUGUUGCUGGUCAGUGUCUAUGGUCUGUUUAUGUGGUUUUUCGUUUUGUUUACGUUCUAUGUAAAUUGUUUUGUAAUCAAGAGGGGAUAAUCAUCAUCAUCAUCAUCAUCUUGUGCUAAUGCAGUCUGGCAGGGAGGCAGCCGUGCUGCUCUGGGGGGGUCCACCCUCAGCCCCCCCCCCCGCGCUGACCCCUCCUGCUUCCUCCCCCCCAGGGCUUCCAGCGGGUGUACGAUGAGCUGGGAGACAUCAGCCUGGACGUCCCGUUGGCGCACAGCAUCCUGGAGCGGCUGGUGGACCUCUGCUUUGAGGAAGGCGUCAUCACCAAGCCGCUGAGAGACGCCUGCCCUGCGCGGUAGGCCAGCCUCCCCCCUUCUUGCCCUCUGUGUCGCAUUCCCAAAGCAAGCAAGGAUUGGAUUCUGAUUAAUAGAAUACACAUGAGGCUUGACCAGCAAGACUCUGGGAGGGGUGCCAAUAAUAAGAAUCCUCUCUACCCCCUGGCCCAGGUUGUUUUAUUCACAAAAGAACUUUUUACACAGUGUUCGUAAGAACCAAUCGGAUUUCUCUGAGCGUUUCAGAAAACCCCACGUGGGACAAAGUCAGAUCAGAAGAAAUCCUGUUAACUACAAAGACUACUCUGAGCUUGCAUACACAAUCUGAGAGUAGAUAGAACAGGACUAGAGGAGGAAUGGAUUCAGAAAAACCCUGGAGGUCAUAAACAGGCAGCGAAGGAAGGAAGGAUGGCAAGGAAAGAGUAUUUCCUUGUGAACGCUCUUCCUGGCCCUUAAGAUCUACCUAAAGAUUAAACUGCAUCAAAGCUAACUAUCAUCUUUAUGACCCAGGAUGCCUGAUAACUGGCCUGUGUUUCAGAAUGCUGAUACAUGCCUGUCAGGCAGAGAAAUAGGACAGGGAUGCGGAGGCGUGGAUUGAUGAAAAAUCAUAUCAAAAUGUCUCAAACCCAGUCAACGCAAGGCUUUCAUCGCGGACACAAAUGGCUUGAUCCAUAUUUUUUAUAAUUCCUCAUUCCUGAUCAUUACACUCUGGGGUUCAGGCAGGGAGAGGGCAGAGGCCCCGAGCCCCACACUUGCUGGUCCGGCGGCCUCUCUCUCAAAACGGCUCAGAUCCUGCGGGCCGCUUUUCCGCAGGCAAACGUGCACCAGUAAGAGUAGGGGCCUGGACUAGGUGGGCUGCUGGCCUGAUCCGUCCGGCUUUCCUGAUGCGCCCCUUGCGUCUGACGGGCGCUGGAGCCCCCUCCGUUCCGCCCCAAUUUCCGGGAGGGUCCUUUGUUCGUGUGAACCGGAGACGGAGCAGUUUGCUAGGUCUCUCCAGUCCCAAGGCCUGCUUGUCUCUCUAGCCUUCUUUCGAGGGUCAGAAGAAGAGAAUUGUGGCAUUGGGGGGACCCCCAAAGGUCCUCUAGUCCAACCCCUCGCAGCUAGCUAGUUUCUGUGUGUGUGUGGCCGGGUGGCUGUGGCCAUUACAGGGCUAUGGGUCUUUGCAGACUGGAACGGGAAUGGUUUUUGGGUUGGGGGGCCUGGGAAUGGGGCAGCGAAGAUCCAGAGGCUUUGUGUGUGGUUGUGUGUGUGUGUUGUGUUGUCUCUCUCUCCCCCCCCCCAACUCACUCUCUCCUUCUUUCCUCAGGGGCCGGAAGCGCUUUGUCAGCGAGGGGGACGGCGGCCAAAUCAAGCCCUAGCUUGGUGCUUCCAGCCCUGGCCUCUGCCCCCUGCGAUGCCCCCCCAGCCCAGCAGGGCCUGCCAGCUUCAAGGGAGAGGCCAGGAGGCUGCGCCAGACACCCCUCGCCCCCCCACCAGAACCAGCCUGGGAAGGAAAGGGAGCUUCAGCCACCACAUCCGGGUCAGGCUGGCGAGGGGGGCAAAAGAGGGAGCUUGCCCUCCCUCAGGGCACCCCAUCCGGGUCUUGCCCCCCUUCUCCAGACCCCCCCCCAAACACAUCCAAGGAAGCAGAGGGGAGCCUGGGGCCCUGGUCCAGCGGGGAUGGCGGCCGCCUUGGCAUUCCUGGCCCUAUAGGGCUCCCUAGGGACCCAGGCUUCCUCCAACAGGUCUAGCCCCUUGCUGCGUUCCAAAAGGGCACAAAUACCUCCCCCAAAGCCCCCUCCGCAGUCCCCUAAUUUCUGGGGGGGGGGAGCCCUAGCCUUGCUCCUUAAGGCGGGGGGGAGGAAGAUCUCAAGGUCUGGGGAAGCAGCUCUUUUGGGUAUCGGGGAGGGCAGAGCAGCGUCUCAUGAGCACGGCUGGAAGAUAAGGUGGGGGGUGGAGACGGGGAGGGGCCUGAUGUCCUUGCAGCGGUGGGGGAAACGGGUGGCACGUGGAAAAUCUAAAAAUAAAAACGUAUCCAAAG